AUUUAUUUUUUGGAGAACACAUCAUCGCUAAUAUUAAAAAGAUAAUUUACCCCUAGGGCCAUCGUCAGAUAACAAAGAUAAAAAAAAUGAAAAAGAAGGAAAUUACAAAUAUUCAAAAAUUAUGAAAAUUACACGAGUCAUGCAAAAAUUCGAAGAAAAUAACCUAUUUAAAAUUCUAAUCAUAUAAUUUGCAAAAAACACACGUUGAUUAUUAUCUGACCAAAAGUUAAACCUAAACAAAACCAAAAAGAAAAUAUUUCUAAUAUCAAGAUGGAAAACAUAUUGGAUAUAGUAAUCGAAAAUUUAACCGAGCAAUGGUCGAAUUUUAGUAAUAUAUGCAAUGGUACAUUAAAAAACAAUAAUCCAGCUUGCGAUAAAUAUGAAAAUGAUAUUACUUAUGAUCGUGAUCUCAUUGAAAAAAUAGUCAGCGUUAUUGUACCAGUAUUUUUUGGAAUGAUCGGUAUUCUCGGAUUAAUUGGAAACACAUUAGUUGUUAUCGUAGUUGCUGCUAAUCCAGGAAUGAGAUCAACAACUAAUAUACUAAUCAUUAAUCUAGCAGUUGCCGAUUUACUUUUCGUUAUAUUUUGCAUACCAUUCACUGCUACAGAUUUUGUAUUACCUUAUUGGCCCUUUGGUAAUAUUUGGUGCAAAAUUGUCCAAUAUCUUAUCAUCGUAACCGCUUAUGCUAGCGUUUACACGUUAGUCCUCAUGAGUCUUGACAGGUAUUUGGCAGUAGUUCAUCCGAUAACAUCUAUGUCCUGGAGGACAGAGAAUAAUGCAAUUUUAGCGAUUGGCAUCGCAUGGGCGGUUAUAUUUGCGUUAUCCACUCCAGCUCUCGUUAUUCACGGCGAGAUUCACUUUGUGUUUCAGGAUAUGGAAGACUGGUCGUCGGAAAAUCUGACGGCCUGUCGGAUCCUACCGCAAUAUGAUUGGUCAUUUUUCCAGGUAUCCUUCUUCUUAACGAGUUACUUGCUACCAUUGACGCUAAUAUGCGUCUUUUACGUCUGCAUGCUCGUCAGAUUAUGGCGUGGUGCACGUGUCAGUGCUGAAAGUCGACGUGGUAGAAGACGAGUAACGCGAUUGGUUCUCGUAGUUGUUGGCGUUUUUGCAAUAUGUUGGUGUCCUAUUCAGGUGAUAUUGGUCACGAAAUCUUUAGACGCGUAUCCUUUAAGAUCGGUGACUAUUAUAAUUCAAAUAGUAAGUCACAUAUUGGCAUAUACCAAUAGCUGUGUAAAUCCCAUACUUUAUGCUUUUUUGAGCGACAAUUUUCGGAAAGCAUUCCGGAAGAUAAUAUAUUGCAGAUCACGACAAGAUCAUCAACAAAGAUCGGGUCCAAUUACGAGAACUACUAGAGCCGCAAGCACCGGUGACAUCCUUUGAAAAGAAAAAUCUACGUCAACCGAUGUAAUUACUGCUGGACUGACAGAAUCGGUACUAAAUGUUACUGUAUAAUUUUUAAGAAGAUAUAUAAAAUGAAGAAAAAAAAAAUAAAUAAAUCAAAGUAUCCAUUCGAUGG
Molecule: messenger RNA, 1516 nt
Organism: Polistes dominula (European paper wasp)
Lineage: Eukaryota; Metazoa; Arthropoda; Insecta; Hymenoptera; Vespidae
Gene: AstA-R1
Product: allatostatin A receptor 1
Biological process (GO): G protein-coupled receptor signaling pathway
Cellular component (GO): plasma membrane
Molecular function (GO): G protein-coupled receptor activity
Source: RefSeq, a predicted model, not a curated record